Molecule: messenger RNA, 1597 nt
Organism: Ornithodoros turicata
Lineage: Eukaryota; Metazoa; Arthropoda; Arachnida; Ixodida; Argasidae
Product: zinc finger protein 287-like
Exons: 7
Coding region: 446-1597 (383 amino acids)
Biological process (GO): regulation of transcription by RNA polymerase II
Molecular function (GO): RNA polymerase II cis-regulatory region sequence-specific DNA binding; DNA-binding transcription factor activity, RNA polymerase II-specific
Source: RefSeq, a predicted model, not a curated record
AGCAUGUAAACAUGAUCGGUACAAACUUUAAAGCUUCUAGUACGCUUCUAGUAAUGACAAAGUAGCUUCGAGUGUCACUUAGAAGUAGCCUUUACUGUUCACUUCGAGGCAAAAGCAACGUGGGAUCAUCUGGGACGAACAACAAUCGGGGAUAAGCACCCGGAACAAAACAACCCCAGUGAACAGGACACAGACACCCAUGCACAAGCAAGUGUGAAAAACGAGGCUUCAUCUUCAGAAGUUCUACAUUUCCGUUACAAGUAGGGAUGGGCCAACAGAAUCCCUGAAUCCUAGGCAGGGGUUCGGGAAUGCGAAUUCCAAUUGCAAUAAACGGAGAUUUAGACAAGAACCCCUCGAUGGUGCUUCUUCUGUCUUGACUGGGAACCCAUGCAGAUACGGCUGACCCUUUGACACGCAGUCGAGGACAACAAACGAUUUACUCCUCAUGAAGGAAGAGGCAAGACAUACUCGUGUCUUUGAGUCUUCACGUUCCAUCACCUCGGAUUCACAACUCCAAGAAAUGCAGCUCCCACCAGAGAUGAGUGGUCAGCUCGUGAGAGUGAAGUCGGAACCACCUGAUGUUGCAUGCCUGCCAGAAGAGAGACAGAUACAGCAACAGCGUCACAACGAGUCUCCAUCAGCAGCUGAUGCUUGUGGAGUUACGACUGGGAUGUGUCGCAUUAAAGAAGAACCUCGAGAGGAAUCUUCGAAUGAACAUCCAAUCAUAGAAGUCAAGACAGAGCCUUAUAACGUUGUCAUCUUGAAGGAAGAGGACCAGAUGGGACACAACUCCGAUUCAACAUCGGAAGAUGCAAGCGACAGCACUGAUACGCUCCAUAUUAAGGACAAGCCCAGACGCACUUGUGAACAAGAAUACUCAGGUUACCCUUCUUCAUAUGCACAGUUCAAGAUCAGCACAACAACGGUUGAACUGCAGCUCGACAGCACUGCACUAGUCGCUACGAACGAUCGACACGCUGAGCAACAUAGGGACCAAAGCAAGCCGUGUGCACUUGCAUCCAUGUCGAAAGCCAGCCUCGAAUGCCACAGGUUUGCAGACUGUCACAACGAGUCUGAAAAGUGUUCCACUACUCCUCCAUCGGAUGUUCAGGUGGGAGGGAUGGGUUCUGGGUGCAACACUUGUCCCUCUGCAUUCUCGUGGUCUGCAGGAGACGAGAACCACAUGGCUUCAGAGUUCAGCACGAGCCGGAACCUACAGCAGCACAAGAGGCCAUAUUCAUGCAAGAAGCCAUACAAGUGCGAUGUCUGCCCUGCGGAGUUCACAAGGAAUGCUCACCUGGAGCAGCACAAGCGGACACACACAGGCGAUAAGCCAUACAAGUGCAGUGUCUGCCCUGCUGAGUUCAGCCAGCGCGGGAACCUACAGCGUCACCAGUGCACACACACGGGCGAGAAGCCAUACAUGUGCAAUGUCUGCCAUGCAGAGUUCAUCCUGAUUGGGCACCUACAGCAGCACAAGCGGAGACACAUGGGUGAGAAGCCAUACGAGUGUGAUGUCUGCCCUGCAGUGUUCAGCCACAGCGGGAGCCUACAGCAGCACAAGCGGACACACACUGGCGAGAAGCCAUACAAAUGA